Molecule: messenger RNA, 2433 nt
Organism: Chaetomium strumarium
Lineage: Eukaryota; Fungi; Ascomycota; Sordariomycetes; Sordariales; Chaetomiaceae
Exons: 2
Coding region: 139-2019 (626 amino acids)
Source: RefSeq, a predicted model, not a curated record
CCCCCGCUUCUCAUCUAUCUGGACGCGCAUCGGCCGGGUCAUUCCGUAUCUGGCAAAUUUCGAGCUGGCAGGAAGGGUUCUGGAACAACACUGUGACGGCAUCGCAGACUGCUUCUCGGAUGACAGGCUGUUUUGCUCAUGCCUUCGCGCGGCCGAAGCGUCAUUGACUCCCCGAAUCCACCUUCGUCUGACUCGCGACCACCACGGCCGAGCAGGGUCCCGUUUCCGCCCCCGCGACCACCACGGCCGAGCGGGGUCCCUUCAAUUUCGGACGCCCCGAAGGGCCUCGAUCUGGGACCCCCGCCAUCGGCGAGACGACUGGACUCGUCUCUUUACUCAGGUGCGCCUUACGUUUCUCCCAUCCCGGAAGAAAGCCCGCGCUCCCGGUCUCAUGCGUCCUAUGCGUCGAGCGCCGCGAUGCCCGAGGAUGAUACCGAUCGGCUGGUGAGAAACGCGAGCGUUGGGAAGAGAGCGAAACCCACGCUCGUGAGCGCAGCGCCCUCUCGGGGACUGGAGUCGAGAGACCGUCGUCCUCCGCCUCUGGACAUCGACUCUGUGCGAAGAGCCGAGGCCCGGGGGAGCAUAACAAGCCUGCCCGAUCUUAUACGCCGUGCAACAAGGCUGGCCGCGAGUCUGGAGAGAGGACGGAGACCAGCCAGCCGGUUUGAUGACCUCGAUGAUAGCCACCAUGAGGCCCGCGACAACGGACGUGUCCCUGAAAGGUACCAGUCAGGCCUCUCCGACAUGCUGGCUGCGUUUCCCCCGCCGGCGCAUCCACCCUCAAGGCAGAACCGCCGUAGCAUACGGGACAGUAUGCGAGGACAGAUCCAGUCCUGGCCUCUGCCAGUCCAUUUCUAUCGCGCUCCAAACACCUCACAAGACGCGGUUCCCUACAGCGACUCGCAGCGGUCCGAUCGAAAACGCCGGCGCCGGUGUUGCGGCCUUCCAAUCUGGGGGUGCAUUUUCUUGGCACUUGUGAUCUUGAUCCUGGUCGCUGCCGCCGUGGUCCUGCCGGUUUACUUCUACGUCAUCCGGAAGCAAGAAACCCCAUCGCAGAAUGCGGCUCAGCAAUGCCAACAACAACUGGCAUGUGCUAAUGGUGGCAGAAGUAUGGCUAUCAACGGGAAGUGCUCCUGCGUGUGCUCAGCCGGCUUCACUGGCCCGGACUGUACAACGGUCGACACCACGGGUUGCACGACCAUUUCGCUGGCCAACCCCGGCAAUAGCGAUAACUUUACCAUUGGAAAUGCCAUCCCACGGCUCAUCCAGCAAGCGCACACCAACUUCUCCAUCCAGUUGGCUGCGAACGAGAUUCUCGCCAGAUUCAGCUCGGGUAACCUAAGUUGCACAGCUGAGAAUGCGCUGGUAACAUUCAACGGGCGUGCGACACGACAGGAGACACCUUCUAACCAGGCCGCUUUUGUCAACUCGGCAAAUGCGGUGAUCAUAAACGGCAUCUUCUACGUGACGAUCACUGUUGUGAUCGCGCCCCAGACAACGUUUACGUUGCCGCCGACAUGGUCAACGUCCGGAGCAGGUGACGGGACGAGUGUUUCGACCAGUGUCUCGACGAGUGUCCUGACGAGUGUCUCGACGAGUGUCACCUCGGGCUCCGUCAGCAGCCAACCGCCUCCAUCGGUCACGAGCGCCCCGACAGCCACGAGCAAGGUCACGACCACCACGACCAUGUCGUCUGGUGCACCGCUGCCGACAUCGAUGUUCCCUGUCACGGAGGACGUGCUCGACUUCGCCCGGGUGGCUGUCUUGUAUAUCCUGCAGGAAGACAACCUUGCGGAUGCUGAACUUGCCCAGUUGGCGUUGCAGAAUUUUCUCAGCUCCGGGAACAGCGUUGACGCGGCGCGCAACGUGCCAAUUGGGGGCGGGCAGUCAGUUGAUCUCGUCGAUUUUGUCAUUAAUAUGGGCGGCUCCGGUGGGAAGGUUGGCGGGGUUUCUUCGGUCGCGGCGCGUGGAAGGAUAGGAGGAGUCGGGGACUUUUGGGGUCGGCGUAUACGGAUAUGAAAAUAAAUACUCAUAUCAUCAUCAGUACUAGUAUAGUAAUCUUUAGUUCGGGGAUGAGUUGCCAUUUGCUUGGGGGCUUGAUAUCCGCUGGGAAGGGAACGUCCUCGCACAGGAGAUGCGAUCAUCUCUUGCGAUCAGUACAUAUUGUUACUUGUUGUACAUUAGAACACCACUUUCAGGGAGCUGGUUAGUCUUCUUUGGGUUGCAUUCUUCGAAAGGGUACAUGGGUCUUUUACCUAGAAUUGAAGGGAUUGAAGAGGGAGGUGGGCUCAUUUGCUUGGGUAGUUAGAGUUCGGCAUCAGCUGUGCACUAGUAUUUGUGAAGGAUAGAAACCUAAGAAUACAGGAUCCGAAGCAUACAGCAAUCUUAUUGGUAUGCAGUUGUUGGAAAUAUCAAGAUUGUUACGGACCAGAA